AUGUUUUCAUUUGUGUUUCUGCAGCACAGAGAUACCCCUGAGAACAACCCAGAUACACCCUUUGACUUCACUCCAGAAAAUUACAAGAGAAUAGAAGCAAUAGUUGGCAACUACCCAGAAGGUCACAAAGCUGCAGCUGUAAUUCCAGUGCUGGAUUUGGCACAACGACAAAAUGGAUGGUUGCCUAUCUCUGCUAUGAACAAGGUAGCUGAAGUCCUGCAGAUGCCUGCUAUGCGAGUGUAUGAAGUGGCCACAUUUUAUACUAUGUUUAACAGAAAACCAGUAGGAAAGUACCAUAUUCAGAUUUGUACAACAACACCUUGCAUGCUUAGAGAUUCUGAUUCGAUAUUGGAAGCCAUCAAGAAGAAGCUUGGAAUCCACGUGGGAGAGACCACACCUGAUAAACUGUUCACACUGACUGAAGUUGAGUGUCUAGGAGCCUGUGUAAAUGCACCAAUGGUGCAAAUUAAUGACAACUACUAUGAGGAUCUUUUGCCAAGUGAUAUUGAAAGUAUAAUUGAGGACUUAAAAGCUGGAAAAAUAUCUACUCCUGGACCAAGGAACGGCCGUUUCUCCUGUGAACCUGCUGGGGGACUUACCUCUCUGACUGGACCUCCAACAGGACCAGGUUUUGGUGUGCGUGCAGACCUCUGA
Staurois parvus is the source of this 654-nucleotide messenger RNA. The record is from the annotation of a GenBank genome assembly. NCBI's taxonomy places the organism in Eukaryota, Metazoa, Chordata, Amphibia, Anura, Ranidae.